This is a messenger RNA of Hippoglossus stenolepis (Pacific halibut), 3146 nucleotides long. Its product is annotated as CASP8 and FADD-like apoptosis regulator. Gene Ontology annotation, molecular function: cysteine-type endopeptidase activity; protein binding. Gene Ontology annotation, biological process: proteolysis; negative regulation of extrinsic apoptotic signaling pathway via death domain receptors. Lineage: Eukaryota; Metazoa; Chordata; Actinopteri; Pleuronectiformes; Pleuronectidae. The transcript has 10 exons. The record is from RefSeq and is a predicted model, not a curated record. Bases 332 to 1744 code for a protein of 470 amino acids.
AACUUUCACUUUCACCUUGGUUUCGACGAAGGCAAGUCGUGGCGUCUUAAAUAACUGAAACGAAUCAAGGUUUUUACCUGAUAACUCUGCUGUAACCAAGACUCGUUUACGAUAUAUGUACGUGCACUAUUUUUCGUCACUCAGGGUGAACGAUUAAAAGGGAGUUUUUUUGUUAGUCUCCGUGUAAGAGGUACUUCCCGAACGGGAUUUUUUGGUCGUGCGUCAUCAGCUGCUUUGUACUUUGUACUCUCUCGCUCUUAUCGCAGUUGCGUCCUUGUCGCUUUACUCGCUGUAAGUGCAGGACAUACUCGCUCCUCCUCUACCCAAGUCCAUGGCUCUUACACACCAACACGAGCUCCAGGCCAUUAAUCAGAUAGCUGAGGCCCUCGACAGCAGCGAGCGCAGGAGAGUCUUCUACUUGUGCGAAAGCGAGGACACGGAUUACAGCCUGGCGUGUGUGAAGGAGAUGCUGAAAUCCAGAGUGAUGUGCCAGGAAGGAGGUGACUUGUUCCUUGCGGAGCUCUUGUCGCAGCUGAGACGAUUUGACAUCCUGAGGAGGGUGUGUAGUAUCAGCAGAGCCGAGGUGGAGAGGAUUCCGAAAGGUCAACAGGUUCUGCCUGAAUUCAGAGUAUUGAUGGCUCAUAUAAGUGAGGAUUUGGCCAAUGAAGAUCUGAACAAUGUGAAGUUCUUGAUGGGCAGCACGUUGCCUCGUGAGACCAUGGAAAAAGCAAAGAAUUUCCUGGAUGUGAUCAGUGAAGUUGAGAGGCUGGAUCUAGUUUCACCCGAAAGAGUCGACAUUGUGGAGCAGUGUUUGACAAACAUCGGCAGGGUGGACCUCGCCAAAAAAGUGACUAAGUACAAGAUGUCAGUAGUUGGAGCACCUGAAGAGCAGUCAUCUCAACGGGAAUGGUCCAGAGCUCCUUGUACACCCCUCAGUCCUCAGAGUUCCCAUUCUCUGCAGCAAACAAGAGGAGGACAGUCCCUCCAUGCUGAAAACAUACCAGCACCCGUACACGUGGAGCAGAGCACUCAGAGUCUACUGGAUCGCUACAAAUUCAACAGUAAUCCCAGAGGAGUCUGUGUUAUCAUAGACUGCGUGGGUAAUGACGGAGACAUGUUGGAACAAACAUUUAAGGCUCUUCACUUCAACGUGGUGCUCCGCAAGUACCUGAGUGUGGAUGACACUCUCUCAACCCUCAGAAACAUAUCCCGAGACAGAGAGAACCUCAAAGGCGAUGCCUUUGUCUGUUGCAUCAUCAGCCGUGGUAGGGCAGAUCAUCUCCUGGGUGUAGACACGCACAGUAAUGGCCUACAACUGAACACUGUCAGACGUCUUUUCACUGCUGAUGCGUGCCCCAUGAUGGCGGGAAAGCCCAAACUAUUCUUCAUCCAGACGUACAACGGACCCGAGUUCCAGACCUGCGCUGCGAUGCACCAUCAGGAUGAGGAUCUUGAGACAGACGGCUGUCAUGGGCUGCCCAGAUAUGAUUUUAUCCCCACAGAUGCAGACGUGUUCUGGAGCCACUCCUGGACGGACGAACGUCAACUGGAGCAAGGACAUCAUCGCUCCAUGUACCUGAAGGCUCUGACAGAUUCCUUGCUCAAAGGCCGAAAGAGGAAUAAGCUUGUUGAUAUUCACACCGAGGUGAAUGGGGCAAUCUUUGAUCACAACAAAAGGAAUCCUGCAGCAAACUACCACAUCGAUCUGAAACAUACUCUACGGAAAGAUCUUUACUUGCAAUAGAGGAUGUUGUACAAUCAUGUUCAUUCAACUCUCCAUAAGGGAUUGUUAAUGUUAAUAUAUACUGUACAUAUUUUGUAUUAUUAUGGUAGUGUUGAGGGCUUUAAUGGACAGGGGCACAAAGGAGUGCUUAACGAAACAGUGGUGCGUGGUGAGUAAAUUCCUGCUUUUUUUUUUACUGUGUAUACAGAGACACCUACUGGUUGUAUGAACUCAAAACAAAACAUUUUUGUGAACGUCACAGAACGACUUUUUUGUGCAAGUAUGUCUUACGUGUAUUUGUUUUCAAGGUUUUCUAAAGGUUUUGGCUUUUUUAUAAAAGUAAUAUAUAUAUAUAUAUAUAUAUAUAUACCCAUUGCUAAUGCACUUAUUGUAAGUCGCUUUGGAUAAAACCGUCAGCUAAAUGUAAUGUAAUAUUUGAAGCUUUUAAUGGGUGCAUUUAUUACCUUCAAUGUGAUUUUACAAUAUUAUAUAUUUUUAACCCUUUUGAAUAAAAAGAUUUCAAAUGUGUUUGACAUGGCUUUUUCUCUUUUACUUUUCUACGAUACCAUGCUAAUGUUUAUGUUUGCUGCAUGACAGUAAGGUUAAAGUGAAAUGACCUAUAUGUUGAUGUGGAUCACAUGAUGUCAGUGUCAUCAUUGGGUUCAUGAGGCAGUACUAUCCUGUUAGCCCUUUGACAUGAUCUUUUCCAAUUUGGGCUUUCAGCCUAUACAACCUUUCUCCAGCACAUUACGACAAUCACUUCUGUUUUAACAGAUACCUUCUGGGGUAUCAGCCCCAGCAAAACUACUGUCAUUGUUUAUCAUCGUCAUCUGCUUGUGUGUGUGGAUCUGUCUGUAAACAAUCAGACAUAUUAAUGGUGUUGAGAUUAAUGAGUUUGUAUAACUUGGUGCAGAUUAUAUUUUAUAUAAGUAAGUGACACGAAUAUUAUUAUAUUAGUAACAUCAUGUUACACUAUUCUGAUAGUAUACACUAUAUUGCUAUAGUUAUAUAUCAUAUCCAUAUAUUAUGUUUGUGUGUAUGUAUGCAUGUAUAUAUGGAUAUACCUCUUACAUGCUAGUCAUAACUACAUAUCUGGCUUAUAACUAUACUAUUGCUACUGUUUAAUUACUGCUAUUACUAUGAUUAUAAUGUUAUACUGUGAUGCUAUUAUUAUUAUGAUUAUUAUUAUUAUAACAUUAUCAUCAUCUCAUCAGUAUGUUAUCACCACCAUCCUUUGCACACCAGUAUCACGACUUCCUUUGCAUGCUGUUCAUUUAAUCUUUCAUUCAUUCGUAUUUUAAGACUUACCUCACCUUGUGUAUUUUCUUUUAUUUUUUGUGUAUUUUUACCAUGUAUUUCAUUGUAUUCUGAUAUACCUGGCUGCUAUUAAAUCGAAUUUCUCUCCGAGGAUCAUUCAAUAAUC